AUGCAGGAAACAAACAAGAUCGAGGAGCUAGAGAGGCGACUUCGUGAGGCAGAAGAACGCAUUGCAAGCGAAAAGCAACGCGCCGAGAAGGAGCAACAACGCGCCGAAGAAGCAGAACGAGAGCGUCAACAAGAGCGAGAUCGUGCCGAGAAGGAGCAGCAACGCGCCGAGAAGGAGCAACAACGCGCCGAAAAAGCAGAACGAGAGCGUCAACAAGAGCGAGAUCGUGCCGAGAAGGAGCAGCAACGCGCCGAGAAGGAGCAGCAACGCGCCGAGAAGGAGCAGCAACGCGCUGAGAAGGAGCAGCAACGCGCCGAGAAGGAGCAGCAACGCGCCGAAGAAGCAGAGGAACAGACGCGACCGACCACAUUCGACGAGUACAUCGCUGCUUGUCAUCACCAUGUCUUUUCCCAGUUCACGGUGGAAAGAGACCGCAGGCUUACGUCAAGGGGUUCCAUCACCAACCCCCGAAACAAGCUGUGCCCUACUAGUCUUGAGCCUUGGCCACGCUUCCUGGAACUGCAGGGGAGCGUUUUCAAUACUCUCUACGAAUGUCUGCCCGUCGACAUUCGUGUCUUCGAGAGCCAAAACUUCCUAGCCGGUCUAGGACGGAGAGUGGCGCAGCGACCGAUAGCAGAUGAGAAGACGCUGGAAUACUUCAUGCAUAAUAGUGUCGAAGAUCCUGUCAGAGUCAUUAUGGAGCAACUCAGGCAGAUUGACGAGGUGUGCGACGCAUUCGACAUGGGAAACGGGAUCGUCUUCGAGAACCACCCUCACGCCAUCAGCGACGUCGCCGAGGAAGUAGUCGCCCGGGGGAACCCGUCAACACCGCCGCAAACACCGGACCACCGACGAGAUCUUCAUCGGCUGCGGCCCGACCAAAUCUGCAUUUAUCGGUCAGGUGAUGACCCAUCCCCGGAGAAGCGGACGAUGAUCUACGUGUCCGAGUAUAAGGCACCCCAUAAGCUCACAGCUCCACACCUCCGCGCCGGACUACGGCCGAUGAAUAUCUACAAGGAAGUCGUCAAUCGGAAGACGAUCCCGCCAUCUAUGGACCCGGACGGCCGUUUUCAAUAUCACGCCGAGAGACUGACGGCGUCUGCCCUCACACAAACGUAUCACUACAUGAUCGAGGGCGGUCUCGAGUACGGGUUGCUGACAACUGGCGAAGCGACCGUCUUUCUCAAGGUGGAUUGGGCAGAGCCUGAGACAUUGUAUUAUCACCUGGCAGAGCCCGGGCCGGAGGUGUUGGCUCAUCCAGAGCAUAUGCAGUCUAGCUCCGCGGUGGGACAGUAUCUCGCGUUCAGCCUGAUGGCGCUAGCUGGGCACCUACGACAUACGAGGACUUUGACCGGUCGCCGAUUACGCGACGAGAUCAGUCGGAAUCAUCGGACGACGAGUCGGGAUAUCGGCCUCCGGAUACGCCGAGCCCCUCUGAGCGGCAAGGAGGACAUGGACAACGCGGACAACGUGGACGAGGCGAUGCAAAUGUACCUCGACGAAGUCAACGAAUCCUGGCACGCCGACCACGCCAAGGGACUGCUGCGACAGACGCUGGAUGCCGGGAUCACGAAGCUAGGAAAGCACGGUGCUCGAGGAGUGCUUUUCAAGGUGACCCUUCUGUCGUACGGCUACACGUUUGUGUGCAAGGGCACAGUGCAGGCCUUCAUCCGAGACCUUGAGCAUGAAGCAGCCGUCUACAAGCGCCUAGAGCAGGUUCAGGGCGUUAACGUACCCGUCUUUCUCGGUGCCGUAGACCUUCGGCCGCUGAAGAGGACCUACUACUACGACCAUCGGGUUUACGUCGUGCACAUGACGUUUCUUUCAUGGGGAGGAGACAUGAUUGACGAGGCCAAGGUCGCAGGCAGCACGAGAAGAAUCCUCGAGGCCAAGGCGCUUGCAUCCCUGCGGGCGAUACAUCAGGAAGGUGUAGUGCACAAAGACGUGCGAAGCGCCAACAUGCUAAUCAACAAAGAGACGGACGGUGUGAUGAUGAUCGACUUUGAGCGUGCUAUAUUGCUUGAACCAGUGCGAUGGCCACUUGCGCAGCUGGUGCCCAACAAGAGAAGAUUGGACUCGGGCAACACGACAGGUUCAGGGAAGGGCAGAGCAUGCAAGCGGCGAGGCGCGGGUAGUUGUGGAUUCGCGGAGGAUACUCUGAUGGUGAGGACAGCAUUCCUGGGGAUGGAGGACGGCCAGGAAUGA
Molecule: messenger RNA, 2205 nt
Organism: Hirsutella rhossiliensis
Lineage: Eukaryota; Fungi; Ascomycota; Sordariomycetes; Hypocreales; Ophiocordycipitaceae
Product: kinase
Exons: 4
Coding region: 1-2205 (734 amino acids)
Biological process (GO): protein phosphorylation
Molecular function (GO): protein kinase activity; ATP binding
Source: RefSeq, a predicted model, not a curated record